CGAAAUAAACUUCCACAGUCACAAAGGCAAUUGCGAUAUCAAACGUUAUUUAGUCAGAAAAUCUCAAUUACAAGCUCAAGCAAUGGCAUCCCACCAACAGCAAGCUCGCCAGAACGCUGCUGAGACCCGAGGCCAAGCUCGGGAGAAGGCUGGUCAGAUGACGGAGAAGGGACGGGAGACUAAGGACGCCACGAUGUCGAAGACGCAGGAGACUGCUCAGUCGGCGAGGGACAAGGCAGCGGACACGGCUCAAUCGGCCAAGGAUCGAACCUACGAGGGGAAAGAGCAGACCGGAGGUUUCAUGAGGGACAAGACUGAAGCGGCGAAGGAAAAGGCGUCUCAUGCCGCUCAGAGUGCCCGUGACACUGCACAGGUCGGCAAGGAGAAGACCGGAAGCUUCUUCCAAUCCGCCGGAGAGCAAGUGAAGGGUGCAGCGCAGGGGGCGGCCGAUGCGGUGAAGCACACUUUUGGGAUGGGAGGAGAGGACACAGGCAGGGAUGAGAGCACUGGAACUUAUGGGAGGAAGGACUAAACGCAGCGAGCUAGCUAGCUAUCAGGGUUUAGGGUUAACUUGCUUAGCUCAUGCGUUUGUGCUUGUGAUAUAUAGCGUGUGGGCUGUUUCUAUGUGUUCGAAUUUGCCUUGGUUUUUAGGGAGAAGGCUGUAGUACGUAGUUUGUUUUGUCUUUUCUGAAUUUCUGAUGUUUUUCUGGGUACUUAAUUCGCACGCUUUUAGUGAUGCCCUUUAGCUCCGUCUUGUGGGGUUUAGAGAGGGUUUAGAUUUGGGAAGAUUGAAUAAAGUACUUGUGGAGUAGCAUAAA
This is a messenger RNA of Asparagus officinalis (garden asparagus), 818 nucleotides long. Its product is annotated as late embryogenesis abundant protein 7-like. Lineage: Eukaryota; Viridiplantae; Streptophyta; Magnoliopsida; Asparagales; Asparagaceae. The transcript has 3 exons. The record is from RefSeq and is a predicted model, not a curated record. Bases 83 to 532 code for a protein of 149 amino acids.